CUACUGAGACAGACCAAUGGGAACGUCCCCGUUCGGAAUUCACGCUAUGGCGGAAGAUGGGAGAAGGAUGUUUCGGAGAAGUGUGGGAAGGAAUGUGGAAGAACACGGUGCCAGUGGCCAUCAAAAUCAUGAAACAAGCAAACAUGAGAGACGACUUUGCCAAAGAGAUCCAGAACUUGAAAUGUCUGAAGCACGCGCGGCUCAUCAAACUCCUGGCGAUCUGUUCCGUCAGCGAGCCCAUCUACAUCGUCACGGAACUCAUGAGGAAGGGCAAUUUGCACAGCUACCUCAACAGUAUGGCAGGGAAGGAUCUCACCAAGCAUCACCUGCUCAGCAUCUCUUGCCAGGUGGCUGACGGGAUGACCUACCUGGAAGAGCAGCACGUCGUUCACCGAGAUUUGGCAGCCAGGAACAUCCUGGUGGGAGAUGACCUGGCCUGCAAAAUCGCUGAUUUCGGCCUUGCCAGACUCCUCAAGGAUGAUAUUUAUUCCACCAGUGGCAACGCCAUGAUCCCUGUGAAGUGGACAGCCCCAGAGGCAGCUGUCUACCAGACCUACUCCCUCAAAUCAGAUGUCUGGUCUUACGGAAUUCUUCUCUAUGAAGUUUUUACAUAUGGGCAGAGCCCCUAUGAAGGUUUUCAUCCUUUGAGCUUCUUGAACGGUCAAGUAGAGCAGCUAAGAGUGUGA
Molecule: messenger RNA, 686 nt
Organism: Sphaerodactylus townsendi
Lineage: Eukaryota; Metazoa; Chordata; Lepidosauria; Squamata; Sphaerodactylidae
Product: tyrosine-protein kinase Srms-like
Exons: 5
Coding region: 57-686 (209 amino acids)
Biological process (GO): protein phosphorylation; cell surface receptor protein tyrosine kinase signaling pathway; multicellular organism development
Cellular component (GO): signaling receptor complex
Molecular function (GO): ATP binding; transmembrane receptor protein tyrosine kinase activity
Source: RefSeq, a predicted model, not a curated record